Messenger RNA from Staurois parvus, 286 nucleotides. NCBI's taxonomy places the organism in Eukaryota, Metazoa, Chordata, Amphibia, Anura, Ranidae. The record is from the annotation of a GenBank genome assembly.
CAGUCAUGUGAUCAGCUGUGUCCAAUCACAGCUGAUCACAUUGAGCAUCAGGGCACUGAUUAUCAGUGUGCCCUGAUGAGCAGUGUGGCCCCAGAAGUGCCAGCAGUCAGUGCCCAUCAGUGCCAGCAGUCAGUGCCCAUCUGAGCCGCCAGUAAGUGCCGCCAGUCAGUGCCAUGUAUCAGUGCUUCCUUUCAGUGCCCAUCAGUGAUGCCUGUCACUGCCCAUCAGUGCAGCCUCAUUAGCGCACAUCAGUGGAUAAAAAUCACUUAUUUACAAAAUUUUUUAA